Molecule: messenger RNA, 1023 nt
Organism: Daldinia vernicosa
Lineage: Eukaryota; Fungi; Ascomycota; Sordariomycetes; Xylariales; Hypoxylaceae
Product: bola protein
Exons: 3
Coding region: 203-754 (183 amino acids)
Source: RefSeq, a predicted model, not a curated record
AAAGUGGAACAUGGGAAUUGUUUGUUGAGAAUCUCGGGAUCGCUUUUUUUACCGUAAAUGUUUCUCAUUGGCCAAUUAAUUCCAGCGACUUUUAGUUCUUGCCGGUCCGCAUCGGCCGGCCGAAAAUAUCCAUCAAUCCUAGGUAGUUCCACCCCACCGUUUAAGCUCAGGGUACUCAGGUACAUACGGAAUAUAUGCAUGAAUGGACCUCGAUGAGUUAAACCAGUCAACACCAUAUCUGAUCGGGAAUUUAAAAGGUUCGAUCCUUGGGCUUCGAAGGGAGAAAACCAGGCCAGAGGAUAAGAAGGGGGUAACCUUACAUACCAUCUCAACCCUACAUCUUACAUAUUACAUACAUACAUAUAUGUUGCAGCGACACGUGCGAGCCUGGACCGGCAGGGUAACCAAACAGCUUUCCACUAUGGCAUCAUCCGGGGCGUCGAAUACGCCGGUGGAGGACACCAUUCGGGCAAAGAUCACCGAAGCCCUCAAACCUUCUAGACUGGAGAUCUUCAACGACUCCGCCAACCAUUCUCACCACAAGGCUAUGGUGGGUAACACUUCCAAGGAGACACAUUUCAGGCUAGUCAUCACCUCCGAUGCCUUCAAGUCCAAGAUGCAGCCCGCCCGCCAUCGCCUUAUUUACCAGCUUCUAGACGACGAGAUGGCUCGGGAAGGCGGCAUCCACGCGCUGCAGCUGCGCACUAUGACCCCCGAGGAGGAACAGAAGUGGCAAGAGAAACAGCAGCAGUAGUAGGGCGCUACUAGUAUUGCUGAGUCUACCUAGCUUCAGCUAGAACUUGAGGCGUGGAGAUGAUUGAUAUGUAUGUACGAUACUAGUGUACAUACAAGAGGGUUUCUCUAGCUUUACUCACCAGUCGCAGUAUGUUAAGCUACCCAAUACAUGACGAUUCAUCAUUUCGCGAAGCAAAUGUGUUUUGAUAACCGAGGUAAUAAACACGAGACAUAGUUAACCUAGCUCAUAAGUUCUAUUACAACUUCAUAAUCCACAUAUGCUUUACA